Messenger RNA from Manihot esculenta (cassava), 994 nucleotides. Its product is annotated as protein P54. The record is from RefSeq and is a predicted model, not a curated record. Lineage: Eukaryota; Viridiplantae; Streptophyta; Magnoliopsida; Malpighiales; Euphorbiaceae. Bases 394 to 882 code for a protein of 162 amino acids. The transcript has 2 exons.
CCUAGUCUAUCGUGAUCCAACAAUUUAGACAUCAAAUUCAAUCUGGCAGAGCAAGGAAUCAUUUUGAAUUGCCAAUUGUCCUAUGAUAACUGAAAACCACAUACCACUAGCAAAGUCCACAAAUUUCUCUCUUUCUUGUGGCUGCAAGCUAGCAACCCAAAAAUUCAAACUCUAUAUUUGCAAUGAAUCCUCUAAAAUUUGCAAUUUUAGAUCCGCCAAACAAGGAAGUAGCUUUCAAUGUCAGAAUUUACGUGGUGAACCCCAAACCCCAAUUGCUAUAAAUCAUCAGAUUUAACAGGUUUUGAUGAAACAGAUUCAUCUGGUCUCUAAGAUAAAAUAAUAAAUAUAUUUUGAUUUUCUCAUCUUCCAAACAUCAAAACUCAACAAGGAAAGAUGACAAAGGUUGUAGCUUAUGUGUUGGUUCUUGCUUUGGUUCUUUUUGUAUCAGCCAAUUCAGUGCAUGGUGAUGAGUCCCCUACUAUCUAUGAACAAUUAGAUGAGGCUAAGGAGGAAGCCCAGGAUACAGUCAAGAAAACCGCCGAUUCUACUACCGAAAACGAACCCCAGGUGGAGGAGCAAUCCAAGAUCGCCGAAACCACCCCCUCUACAGAGGAAUCCAAGGACUCCGGAGAGACCCCCUCGACGGAAGAAUCCAAGACCCCCGAAAACACCACAUCAACGGAGGAAACCAAGACUUCCGGAAGCACCGCCCCAGCGGAGGAUUCCAAAACCCCCUCUUCGUCAUGGGGUCAAUGGGUUGUGAACAAAUUAGAGCAUAUUGGAGUAAUUUCAGAGAAAUCUAAGCCAGGCAGCUCAGCAACAGCAACAACAGAAGAAACACCUGCACCUGGACCAAGUGGUGAUUCACCCACACCUGUUUAAGAUUAUUGAUUUAAGAUAAUAAGAGUAUUAUUUUAAUAUUUUAUAUUUAUACCAAUAAUGGACUAUGUUGAACUUAAUUUCUUCUUUGUACACAAAAUUAAAUUGAUUAUUA